AUCCAUGGGGGCCUACGUGAAACCGAUUGGUAUCUCUCUUUCUCACACCCUUGACCACCCACACACACAUCAUCCGUUGCGUAAGCAUGUUGCACAGCAAGUGUAAUGUGUAUGUGGUUAUCCAGUAUGGUGGCGACAUUUGCAUGGAGCAAGCGUUGUCGACUCAACCAGACCACCGCUUGUCCAGGGACGACGCCUUGAACUGCAGUGCCCAGGUCGCGAGUGCUCUUUCCCUCUGCCACGCCCAGGAUGUCGUCCAUGGGCAAUUGUCUUUGAGGCACGUGGCAGUAGAGAUAGCAUGGAAUCGGCACAUUUGCCGCCUUGUGGACUUCAGCAUGGCCGCCCACGUUCCAAAUUCCAGCACAAGGGAGACCCCGUGCGGAUCUCUGCCGUGCGUCGCUCCAGAGACGGCGCUGGAGGAGCCGCUCUUGCUCAAGCCAGCAGAUUGUUGGAGUCUAGGUGUGUUGUUCCUGGAGACCGCUUGCGGGCAGGGUUCGCUCGAGUUGCGCGUCCGGUGGCGUCGUGGAGAGACCAUCGCAUAUGCCGCACGGCGGAUAUUCGAGUUCUUCUUCCAGCAUGGUUGCCACCAGGAGGCGAUGUCGAUUAUGGCUAACGUGCACGACGACAUGAUACUGGCAUGCUUGGAGUCGGUGUUGAAGCCCGAGCCAGUUCGCAGAGCAAAGGCGUCCCACAUUGUAGAAAUGGUAUCUGCCAGAAACAGGGGGUAAAAUCUCACUGUGGAGGCCAAUAUUGGUUUGAUCUUAAGUUAGUUGCUUUUGCACUUUGGGCGCGCGUGCAGGAUUGCAUGCAGCUCACAGUUUCACACCUGCUGCUGGAAGCGCCAGAUUUUCUGCGCGACGCCGAUCCGCGAAUUACGCACUGCUCGUGCGCGGAGUGUCCACGAGGCCAGGCAGCCACUCAGGCGAGAGUCUGAAUGCAGUGAGGAGGUCCCUCAGCCCAGUGCUCAUAAGCGGCUGCCUGCGUCCCUUCCCUCUCCCCUUCCUCGGCCUCCUCCUCCCCCUCCUCUGACUGCAAGGUUGGCGACUCAGGGCGAUUUUUGUUGUUUUUAAGCCCUCGCGAUGGCUUAGAGUGGACGCCCGAACUCCACGAGCCCGAUCCCGAUCUCAUUGUACCCCCUCUCAUCAGAUGAUAAGCUGGGACGCCCUCUGACCGCCGGACGCGGAGGUGCUUCCUCACUGGCGCAGGACGCUCAGGAGUGGUGCCCCGUCCGUGCGGCGGCCACCAAGGCAGUGGUCUGGGCGACCCGAUUUAACACACGGGCUGAUGCCCGCGAUGAAGUUUUUUAUUUGCAUGCUAUCCGCUCGAAGUGGUCACGCAUGACUUAUACGAAGCUCGAGGGGCAGACAGCGGCGUGCCCCCAUUAUACCCCGCGCGCGCUUCCUCACGCGCUUCCUCAGACCCCCCCCUCCAACUUAUGGUGGUGGUGGUGGAAAACACGCUCAUCAGUAGUGCCCGGGGCCAAAAGAAGCUCGAGGGGCCAACAGCGGCGUGCCCCCAUUAGACCCCGCGCGCGCUUCCUCACGGGCGUGGGCAGUCCGUGAGCGGUGCCUCGCCCGUGCGCGGCGCCGACGGCAGGCUCCGGCCGGCGCAGGGAGUGUGCUAAUUCGACGGAGCAGCUCGAGCUGUGGGGCUGGCGGGAGAGAUUCGGGGGCGGAGUGGACGGCGGUCCGUCUGCAGAUAGGUUUCACCCCAUUUAACUCACGGGCUUACACCCGCGAUGGCAGUUUUGAUUUGCUGGACUUCGGGUCGAAGUGUUCACACAUUACAUAUACUGCGGAGGAGUGCCACCCAGGGCCACAUUCGGAAA
Molecule: messenger RNA, 1828 nt
Organism: Prorocentrum cordatum
Lineage: Eukaryota; Dinophyceae; Prorocentrales; Prorocentraceae
Source: the annotation of a GenBank genome assembly